AUGGGCGACUUCAAACUCCAGCUCGAACCUUCAGACAAAAUCAUCUUCAGCGGAAAAAAACUCGGCGAAGAAGCAACGCCGGCUAGUAUCAAGAUCACCAAUACGCUGAAAGAGCGAGUAGCGUAUAAGGUGAAAUGCACAUCAAACGAAAUGUUUCGCAUUCGGCCACCAGUGGGCGCACUGAAACCGGACGAUUCCGUGACUGUAUCUCUAACUUUCAAUGCUGGUAAAACUGUUCCGGACAGUGGAAAACACUACUUUGCAGUUUACUACAUCAAAGCCACAGAUGAGAAGAAGGCUCCGCGAGCAACUUGGGCAGACCACAAAGGUGAUCCAGAGGGAACAAAACGUCUCUACAUCGACUUCAAGAAGGAGGGUGAAGAGGAGAAGAAAGAGGAGGAGAAGAAGGAAGAGAAGAAAGAGGAGAAGAAAGAGGAGGAAAAGAAGGAAGAGAAAAAAGAGGAGGAAAAGAAGGAGGAAAAGAAAGAGGAAGAGAAGAAAGAUGAGAAGAAAGAGGAGGAGAAGAAGGACGAGAAGAAGGAGGAAGAAAAGAAAGAAGAAAAGAAAGAGGAAGAGAAGAAGUGA
This is a messenger RNA of Necator americanus (New World hookworm), 585 nucleotides long. RefSeq lists its product as uncharacterized. NCBI's taxonomy places the organism in Eukaryota, Metazoa, Nematoda, Chromadorea, Rhabditida, Ancylostomatidae. Bases 1 to 585 code for a protein of 194 amino acids. The record is from RefSeq and is a predicted model, not a curated record. The transcript is spliced from 6 exons.